This is a messenger RNA of Pelobates cultripes (western spadefoot toad), 1974 nucleotides long. The record is from the annotation of a GenBank genome assembly. NCBI's taxonomy places the organism in Eukaryota, Metazoa, Chordata, Amphibia, Anura, Pelobatidae.
AUGUAUACCAAACCAACAGAUCGAAAUACCUUGCUCCAUUAUGAAAGUGCCCAUCCCAAACAUGUUAAAGAUUCAUUACCGUUCUCCCAGUUUUUAAGAGUUAUAAGAAACAACUCGGAUAUCAUUCGGUGUGAAGAACAAAUACAGCAAAUGUAUAACAAAUUUGCACAGAGAGGUUAUACACGAGUGAUACUUGACAAAGCACUCAGAAAAGCCAGGGACCAUAUGGCUGGGGGAGCGACACGACCUUGGAACAACAAGGCUCGAAUUCCCUUUCCGAUGACAUACAAUGCAUCUACUACUCAAAUUUGUCAUGAAAUUAAUACGAAUUGGCAUCUUAUGGAGAAUGAUAAAAGCCUUCCUGAGAGCUUCCAUAAUAAGCCAUUGUUUUCUUAUAAAAACAAUAAAAGCCUGCGCGACCUUUUAGUUCAGACCGAUCCAAUCCAAAGUUAUCUUCCGGAGAAUAAGAAUACCACUAAUAACGGAUGUGUAAGAUGCUUAGGUUGUGUGACCUGUGGCCACCUCAUUCCUUGUAAAAGUUUCAAUCAUCCACACACGGGACAAACUUUUAAAAUUCAACAUAGAAUCAACUGUCGGACUGACUUUGUAAUCUAUAAAUUGUCCUGUCCCUGUGGGCUCAACUAUAUCGGGAAGACAGAGACUGCCCUUUGUGAGAGGAUAAGAGGACACAGGUCCAGCAUUAGACUAGCCUACAGGGACAAUAAGACUGACAAACCAGUCGCACGACAUUUUCUGGAAAAAGGCCAUCCCCUCACAUCACUGAAAUGCGUGGCGAUAGACCAUGUCCCAGUUUCUAGAAGAGGUGGCAACAGACAAGAACAAUUAUUACAAAGAGAAACGUGGUGGAUUAAAAAACUGGGAACAUUAGCCCCAAAUGGACUAAAUGAAAAAUUGUCGUUUGUUGCCUUCUUAUGAUAGAGAUAAGGGGGUGAGCGGUAGUGGGAUGGAAAAUGGAAUAUAUAAUGUGGUCCUGCUUACACAAUGUCAGCCCCUUUUCUAUUAUUUCAAUUCAUCUACUUUUUAAACAAUUUUUUCAUAAUUUUGUAUGUAUUUAGUGUUUAGAACUUUUUAUGCUUUAUGUUUCUCUGAUUAGGACUUCCAAUUCAGGUUUUUUUUUUGCAAUUUCACAUAUGGUAUGAUCCUCUCCAGUUUGGGGUAAGUAUUAACAUAAUUAGUAGGAUGUCCACCUUUGACUAUCGGGUUUGGACUCUUCUCAAAUAGGGAUAUUAGGUAUAUUUGACCAUAUAGGUUUAUCGAUCAUUACGGUGUUAGUUUUUUUGAAUUUUGGGCACUUAUCACCUUAAUAUUUGAUAGAGAUUUUUUGGUACUGUUUUUUACUUGAGAUAUGCACUUGCACUUUAUGAUUAACAUUGGUACUAAUUUUCAGAUAGAUUUAUGAUAGAUUAUCAGCUAUCAGUCUGGUACACGAUUAAGGACACAUCCUUAUGGAUGUUUUAUAAUGGAUAUCACUAUAGUAUUACACAUGUAUUGUUAGCAGAUUUUUCUUCUCUUUACAGAUUUGUCACAUUAUAUUUAUGGCAUUUUUCUGUACGUUAUUUUUAUACUUUAUAGUACAGAAUCUUAUGAGUAGGUCACUUAAGAACAUUGCUCCUAGUGUAAGAUAUGGGAUUUAUAUUAGGAUCCCAUAUGAUAUAGUUAUUGCACCAGUAUAUUUUGUUGGUAUGUAUUGAACAAGUAAUCCUUGGACUUAUUAUGUGUUUUUUAAUACUUAACUAUCUAUGCAACAUCGAAGGAUAAAGGAGAUGGAUCUAUAUGUAUGUGUUCACUUUUUAUAGAUCUCCGUGUAAGUAAAGGUUGCAGCCAUAACCUCCUCCCUAGUGGAGGAUAGAUUCAGAGAUCGGGGAACCUGAGAUUAAUGCGCAUGCGCCUGGCGUUACCAUGACUACGGGGAACGCGGCUAGCCAGGAAGUAACUGAGGUGGAUGAUCGUUAG